AUGUAUAUCCUCUCUUCUGCUACGUUUUCGUCCACCACAUUCUUCACGCCUAGGGUUUCUUCUUCUUCAUUGCUCUCUUCGUCGUCGUCAUUGUCGUCGUCGACUUCGAAUUCUAAGCUGCGGCUGGUGCCUCUGAGAUCGAGUCCGCGGCGGAGCUCCUCGGCCUGUCCUUGCUCGUUUUACUCGUCCUCGAAGGUCAGAGCUAUGGCGGAGAUGGUCAAGGACAAGGAGGAGGAGUCGUCUUUGUCGGCGGUUGAGAGCGCGCAGCGCCGGGAGACUAAGCAUUCACGCACGUUUCUUAAUGUCACCAGUGAAGAAGAGCUGCUGUCUGCAAUCAGGAUGGAAACAGAAGCUGGAAGGCUUCCCUCAAAUGUUGCUUCAGGAAUGGAGGAAUUAUAUCAUAAUUACAAAAAUGCUAUUCUCCAAAGUGGAAAUCCCAAGGCAGAUGAAAUUGUUCUGUCAAAUAUGACUGCUGCGUUAGAUCGCAUAUUCUUGGAUAUAGAGGACCCAUUUGUCUUCUCACCAUAUCACAAAGCACUGCGAGAGCCUUUUGACUACUACAUGUUUGGACAAAAUUAUAUUCGUCCUUUAGUUGAUUUCAGAAACUCAUAUGUUGGUAAUAUAUCUGUUUUCUAUGACAUGGAACAGAAGCUUCGACAGGGUCACAACAUUAUUUUGAUAUCAAAUCACCAAACUGAAGCAGAUCCAGCUGUCAUUGCCUUGUUGCUUGAAACAACAAACCCACAUCUUGCUGAGAAAAUGACCUACAUAGCAGGAGAUAGAGUUGUGACAGAUCCUCUUUGCAAGCCCUUCAGCAUCGGAAGGAAUCUUAUAUGUGUUUACUCAAAAAAGCACAUGAAUGAUGUUCCUGAGCUUGCUGAAAUGAAAAGAAAAGCAAACACACGGAGUUUGAAGGAAAUGGCUUUGCUAUUAAGGGGUGGGUCACAAAUUAUAUGGAUUGCACCAAGUGGUGGAAGGGAUCGGCCAGAUCCUGUAACUGAAGAAUGGUUCCCAGCACCUUUUGAUGCUUCUGCACUGGACAAUCUAAGAAGGCUUGCUGAACAUUCUGCUGCUCCAGGGCAUAUAUAUCCCUUGGCAUUAUUGUGUCACAACAUCAUGCCUCCUCCACGCCAAGUAGAAAAAGAAAUUGGGGAGAAGAGAAUGAUCGCCUUCCAUGGUACUGGAUUGUCGGUGGCACGUGAAAUCUCUUUCUCUGAUAUCACUGCUUCCUGUGAAAGUCCAGAAGAGGCUAAGGAGGCAUACACACAAGCUCUGUAUAAUGCUGUUACUGAACAGUACAAUGUGCUGAAAUCUGCUAUACACGGCAAACAAGGACUAAAGGCAUCUACCCCGAAUGUUUCUUUGUCACAAACAUGGAAUUAGUUCAUCUUUCAGCACUAUUCCUUAUUGCUCAGCUUUUAUAGUCAGACUACAUUCUUACCGUGCAACUCCUGACCAAAGUUCCACUGGUCCUUAAACAGCACAAGUAUGCACUACGCCAAGAUCUAAUUUUGUAAGUUCACCGUCUAUUAGAUGGAUUCUUUUUGUGGAUAUAUUUAGGCAAGAGCUGAAUUCUUAAGAAAUCGGAGCUGUCUCAAAAUGGUUCAGUUUUCAGGUGUAUACUGUACAGAUGGAGUCAGUUGUUGACAACAAUUGUAAAUUGAACUCUAGUUACUUUGUAGUAGACUUGGUUUAAAGCCAAUUUCGCAACAGUUCUUUCUCUAGCACCUCUUAUAUCUUAAUGAUCGUAUUAGUGCCAUAGAAGCAUCAUAUUAGCUUCAAAGUUUGG
Rosa chinensis is the source of this 1789-nucleotide messenger RNA. RefSeq names its product glycerol-3-phosphate acyltransferase, chloroplastic. The record is from RefSeq and is a predicted model, not a curated record. Gene Ontology annotation, biological process: glycerophospholipid metabolic process. Gene Ontology annotation, molecular function: glycerol-3-phosphate O-acyltransferase activity. The coding region runs from base 1 to 1383 and encodes 460 amino acids. Lineage: Eukaryota; Viridiplantae; Streptophyta; Magnoliopsida; Rosales; Rosaceae. The transcript is spliced from 13 exons.